AUGGGGACGUACGACAAACCAAGCGGUCCUGGGCUUGAGCAGGCGCAGGGUGAUGCCAGGAUUAACCUGGGAUGUUGUUUCACUGCAGAGCUGCCUCUCCAGGACUGCAGACUCCUUGGGGUGCAGCCAACUCUGCACACCAUCCGAUGGGAGGGUCCUCCCACGGCCUUCGCCCCAGCUCAGCGCACACUGAGGUCGCUGCCGUCUGAACAGCCCUUCUCUCUCUCGAUGAGUGGCAUGUUCGAAACCUGGCUGGGCAGCUUGGUAUCCGCUCUUCGGGAGAGGGAGAAGGAUGCCAACGUGGUCGUGGUGGACUGGCUUUCGCUUGCCCACCAGCUCUAUACCGAUGCGGUGAACAACACGCGGAUCGUUGGAAAAAGCAUCGCGAGGCUGCUUGACUGGUUACAGGAGAACCCUCUCUUCCAGCUGGAGAACGUUCACCUGAUUGGGUACAGCCUGGGCGCCCACGUCGCCGGCUUUGCUGGUAACCAUGUCCAUGGGACAAUAGGCAGAAUUACAGGCUUGGAUCCAGCUGGCCCUAUGUUUGAAGGAGUGGACCCUAGCAAGCGCCUCUCCCCCGAUGAUGCUAACUUUGUGGAUGUCCUUCACACCUACACAAGGGAAACGCUGGGCGUUAGCAUUGGGAUCCAGAUGCCUGUAGGCCACGUUGACAUCUACCCCAACGGGGGAGACUUCCAGCCUGGCUGCGGAUUAAGCGAUGUCUUGGGAGCAAUUGCCUAUGGGACAAUCGGUGAAGUUGUUAAAUGUGAACAUGAGCGGUCUGUGCACCUCUUUGUGGACUCCCUCGUGAACCAGGACAAACAAAGCUUUGCGUUUCAAUGUACCGAUUCCAGUCGCUUCAAGAAGGGCAUCUGCCUGAGCUGCCGGAAGAACCGCUGCAACGGCAUUGGCUACAACGCCAGGAAAACACGGAACAAACGAAACAGCAAGAUGUACUUAAAAACAAGAGCUGACAUGCCGUUCAAAGUCUACCAUUAUCAGAUGAAAAUGCAUGUCUUCAGCUACAAGAGCUUGGGAGAGGCUGACCCCACUUUCUCCGUCACCCUUCAUGGCACCAACGGAGACUCCGAACCCCUCUCUUUAGAAAUGCUUGAUCAAAUUGGCUUAAAUGCUACUAACACCUUCCUGGUCUAUACUGAAGAGGACAUGGGUGAACUUUUAAAAAUCAAGCUCACCUGGGAGGGAACAUCUCAGUCAUGGUACGAUCUGUGGAAAGAGCUGAAGAGCUACUGGUACCGGCCUGCGAAGUCUUCCCAGGAACUGCAUAUCAGACGUAUACGUGUGAAAUCUGGGGAAACGCAACAGAGGUUUGCUUUCUGUGUGGAGGAUUCCCAGCUAACCAGUAUAUCUCCUGGUAAAGAGCUCUGGUUUGUGAAGUGCACAGAGGAAUGGCGAAAAAGAUCUGUCUCCAAUUUGCUCUGA
Opisthocomus hoazin is the source of this 1443-nucleotide messenger RNA. The record is from RefSeq and is a predicted model, not a curated record. Lineage: Eukaryota; Metazoa; Chordata; Aves; Opisthocomiformes; Opisthocomidae.